UCGCACCCGACCGAGCGUUGAUAAAUGACCCUUUACAGUCACGGGGAUUUUACCCAAUCGUCGAUCGCAGAUAUUUAGGGUUUUCUGCUCCAAAUUGCCCCGAAUUCUCCGUGAUUGCUUUCAUCCUUAAUGCGUUAUCGGCGUUAGGUGAUUUGGUACGCCACUCUCGUUCUGGUUCUUCAAUAAUCGAUCCGAUCUCUAGAAUUUGAAGGACAUGGGAUAAUUCCGGAGUUUCGGGAAGGAAAUGUAUUUCAUAUACCGGCUUGAAGUAAUGCCGCCAUUUGGCGCUACUAUGAUGUAGAAGUUAUUCGAGUUUUGAUUUACUUUCUCAGUUGUGAUAAAGGCGUAGGGAGGUUCAUAUAUCUGUUUUGCUGUGCUCUUUUGGUUUGUGCUGAUUCUGGGUAAUCUAUCAGUAGGUGUGAAUUUAUUCGAAGGCAUUGGACGAGCUGAUCUGCUCGCAUUUCACUAUACAGUCGACCUUGCGAAAUUAUUUUGCGGCAAAAUAGGACAGCUUCCAAGAACAGAUGUUAUGAGGAAGAAAAGGAAAGGAAGCGAGACAGAUGCGUCCUCAAAUCUUCCAGAAAUUUUGACUUCACAUCAUGGGAACCAUGGAUCUCUCUCAUCAAAUUGGAAGUCUCAUUACUCGCUUGAAGAUUGUUCCAGAUUGAAGAAGAGGUGUAAAGAAGAUGCUGGUGCAGAACCGGUUGCUUCCUGUAAUAAAAGGCUUGCAGGCUUUGCCACCGCUCCCCCUUGUGGGACAUCAUCUUUGAUCACGCCUGGAAGAGGUCUUAAGAGGAAGAUAGGAUGCAUUGAUGUUGCUACCCAAAUGGGCAGGAAGAAAAAGAUAGAGGAUGAUUAUAUUUUUGGUAAAACGAUUGGGCAAGGAAAAUUUGGAUCUGUAUCUUUGUGUCGGUCCAGCCUUAGUGGAGCAGAAUAUGCAUGUAAGACCCUGAGGAAGGGGGAAGAGACGGUUCAUCGAGAAGUGGAGAUAAUGCAACAUUUAUCUGGACAUCCAGGGGUUGUGACGCUGCAGGCAGUGUAUGAAGAAGCUGACUGCUUCCAUCUUGUAAUGGAGUUGUGUUCUGGGGGGCGAUUGAUUGAUAGGAUGGUUGAGGAGGGCCCUUAUACAGAGCAAAGGGCUGCUACUGUGCUCAAGGAAGUGAUGUUAGUCAUUAAGUAUUGUCAUGAUAUGGGAGUUGUGCACAGAGAUAUCAAACCUGAAAAUAUCCUGCUAACAGCAUCGGGAAAAAUAAAGCUUGCAGAUUUUGGGCUGGCCAUGAGAAUAUCUAAUGGUCAGAACUUGACUGGCUUGGCUGGAAGCCCUGCAUAUGUUGCUCCGGAGGUAUUGCUGGGUAGCUAUUCUGAGAAGGUGGAUGUGUGGAGUGCUGGAGUUCUCCUGCAUACUCUGUUAGUUGGCUUUCUUCCAUUUCAUGGAGAUUCGUUGGAAGCAGUCUUUGAGGCUAUUAAGAAUGUCAAACUGGAUUACCAAAAGGGUAUGUGGGAUUUGAUAUCUAAGCCUGCCCGAGAUCUUGUAGGGAGGAUGCUGACAAGGGAUGUUCUAGCAAGGAUAACCGCUGAUGAAGUACUAAGGCAUCCAUGGUUACUAUUCUACACAGAACCUACUUUAGAAAAACUGCCUAUCAGAACAAGGUUGAAGCAUCAGGUAGGAGCCACGUGCCGCCAGUUUAUUGCUGCUGGACAUAGGCCAGGAGGAAACAAGAUAGACGAUGGUUCCCAUGGUGAAAUUUCAAGCCCGCUUUCACCCUCGGAGAGUAGCGAUUCAGAAGAUGAGGGCGAUGGUGUGUUGAUUGAUGUGCUGGCGUCUGCAAUUUCACAUGUGAGGAUAUCCGAACCCAAGAGAAGCAGGUUGUGCGGACCAACAGGUCCAAUGGAUCAGCAAGGAUCAUCUAACAUGAAGGCUAACAACCUCUGUAAAGCAUUUUGACCGAUCAACUGACAGGCUGACACCACUAUACCACUAUCUCGAUUGCUUGGCUGGGGGUUUUCAACUAUACUUUCUCCAUCACUAGCAUAUGUGGACCAAGUGGAUUACUCGCUGACAUGACGCCCCAUUUGUGUUGGCCUGGGAGCCAUUUUCUCACCAAGAUUCUUUGGAGUGGGAUCUAAUUGCGAUAUUGUAUAUUUUUUACCCUUAGCCCCUUUACUCAUGCAGCCUAAUAAUUAACUGGAAAAACCCGGAUAGUUUGUACAGUGUAUGUAAAUAGAUUGUUAAUAUAGCACCGGUUGGCCUUGCUCUA
This is a messenger RNA of Neltuma alba, 2258 nucleotides long. Its product is annotated as serine/threonine-protein kinase PEPKR2. The record is from RefSeq and is a predicted model, not a curated record. The coding region runs from base 530 to 1945 and encodes 471 amino acids. The transcript is spliced from 4 exons. Gene Ontology annotation, biological process: protein phosphorylation. Lineage: Eukaryota; Viridiplantae; Streptophyta; Magnoliopsida; Fabales; Fabaceae. Gene Ontology annotation, molecular function: ATP binding; protein kinase activity.